Nematostella vectensis (starlet sea anemone) is the source of this 5328-nucleotide messenger RNA. RefSeq lists its product as uncharacterized. The record is from RefSeq and is a predicted model, not a curated record. The transcript has a single exon. The coding region runs from base 3212 to 4201 and encodes 329 amino acids. NCBI's taxonomy places the organism in Eukaryota, Metazoa, Cnidaria, Anthozoa, Actiniaria, Edwardsiidae.
GGGGGGGGGGUGCGAUUUUUAUUUGUUUUUUUAUUUUUAAAUUAAAUUCUGCUGAUCCCUGGAUUAGCCCUUACCGAACCUUGAAAGGAGUAUACAGCCUUUUGAUUCUAGUACAGUAAUACAGUAAGCCUUUACUGGGUGAUGCAAAGACGAAUUAAAAGUAAAUUAUAGCAAAUACUGCGUGCUGAUUGGCUAUUCUUAAAAUUCUUAUUCACAUGUUGUCUCUUUGCGACCAUUUCAAAAUAUCACGAGAUAUGAACAGCCGAGAAGCUGGAUCCAUGGUAAUUUAUCCCUUAAAAAAGAAACUGCAUUGUAUAUCAUUGACAUAGAAUGCAUCACUCCUCUGCACCCAUUUUUUGUCCUAAUCUAGCUUAUAUAAUUUCUCAGCCGAAUCGGCUUUUUGACAAUAGAAAAAGAGAAAAGCUAAUUCUAAUUACCGAAGCUAGUUUAGGACCUAACCAAUCUGAUAAUUCACAUCUAUUUCAUGACUUUCCACUUCAAUUUGGUGAUUUAUUUUAACUUAAAUCGUUAGGAAAAUUUACGACAUGGGGUUUGUGGAACAUAAAAUCUGUCUCUGCUUUAUAAAUUAACCUAAAAUACUUCACAAAUGUUCUUUUUUUAAUCGCUUGGCAUAAGAUUCAUCACUCUUGUUGUUAAUAUUGAAACUCUUGCUUGGAAAUACUUUUAUUCAUUUAUUUCGAGAUAAUUGAAAUUUUCCUGGCGCGAUUAACGGUAUCUGGUGAUAUCGCCGAAACCUAGGUUAACUAGACUUUAAUCAUUUAUAAAUCUAUUAUUUGUAGCUGUUCGUUUGUCUAUGAAACUUUGUUUGCGAAACGAAACAUGUUAAAACCUGAGUUUACAAUGAAAAACAAGUAAAAACAAAAACGUUUUUAGUUUAAUUCGAUUCUACAGAACGUUUUUUAAUAUAAAUAUACCACUUUGUAACGUGCCGGCGAAACAGCUAUGGUUGUCGGCUAAAAUCCAAUUGUCAGCCAAAAUCCAAGUUUGUCGGCGAAUCAGCCCGCGACAAAACAGCUGCUGUUUGAAUUUACCCCGUUCCGUGAGCUCAACUAGAUUUGUUUUUCUCACUCGCUCGACUUUAAAUUUAUCUCUCCCGUUCGUACUGAAACGCACUUUGGGAAAUACGUAUCUUAUUUCCUUAGAAUCCCUGUAUCAGCGCACUUUGUCGUUUUUCUGCUUUUGUGUUAAACCCGCCUUGAUUCACUCGCUUGACUUUUGAUUCACCUCCCCCGUGUGUUUGUAUUAUAAUGCUUCUUGGGAGAUACUUCAUUCUUUUAAAUUUCCUGUAUUCCUUAACGCUUUAAGGAGCGAACUAACUUUCCCGCUCUAUGGUUUGCUGGUGUGCACCUGUUCACGCAAGUCGCGUAAUUGGCGCUUGUCACGUUUGUCGUGGAGCUAGCCUUGCCUGUGAUUGGACUGUGUCGAGCGCAGGCAAAGCACCGCGUAAAACACGGAUUAGUUUUCUUAUUCGCAGCCGGGCGAGUCUGUACUCAAGUUUCCAUUUCGUAGAAGUGUACACAAGCUCUACGCUAAAGGCUUUUUUUACGUAAGUUGGGCUGUGAAAAAGAGUUUAUUCACUGAUUCGCAGCGGGGCAAAUCUUAGCUCUCUUAAUCUUUUCUAUUUUGUAGAAGUGUACUUGCCCUGCGGUUAGGUCUUUUAACGCAAAUUGGGCUGUGAAAAGAGUGUAUUGCGUGAAGGGCACGGGUAGACUCACUAACUCGCGCUGUGAACAGCAGUGCGCUGAGUUCGCUUGGAGGUAGCUUAGUCAAGUGGAGACGAAACGACUUUUAAGGUUUGUAUUCAAAGGACGCAUUUGAAGAGGAAGAAAGAGGUCGUUUGAAGUCUUCAAGUUCUUAACUUCUUUACUUCGUGGAGCUGAAUGGACGGUUAGAACGAUUGAAGAGACUAGAUGCCAAACUUGGCUUAAGAUACGUACAAUAAUUGGAAAAUAAGUGAAUCAAAUGAUCCUUGCUUUUGAUUCAAGUUUGCGCUUAUGAACAAGGACUAAAUCAAACAUCAUGUCUAACCUGCGGAGUUGGUGAGACUUGCAAAAACUUGCUACUCUUAGUUUCUAAGCACCUGUGGUUGGAUUCAACACGCAGUGUUUUUAUUCAAGUUUUGGAAUAAAUCAGGAAACUGUUAUUGCUUUUGUACUCGGUAGUCAUAGCAGAUAUAAAACUCUCGUCUGGACAAAUUAAUAAUGCUAAUGCUCUUAUGCUGUUGUUUUGCUCAGUGCACCCAUCGAGGAAAUCAAUAAUAAAACGGUUCUUAAAGAACGUCGUCAAUUUGUGAGACGAAGAAAGUCGUAAAGCAAACAAGACACUAACACAUAGUUGGCAAGUUUAGAGAUCUAUACAGCUUGUGUGCGGGUGGUACAUCUAGAAUGUUCGUUUCGUCGUGUGGGUAUCAAGACCCAAGCAAAGUCGCCAUUUAAAGACCACGAAGCUCCACGCUGUGUGAUUCGGAGAAUUCCGGAUUUUGUGAUUGGAUCCAUUGCGAUUGGCAUCGCACUUAUCAAACGGAUCUUAAGGGAACUGAGUGGAUUUGAUGGUUUUAUAACACCGAAGGUGGCACUUCCGCUAUCUUGUGAUUUCUCGCUAGUUCUGGCAAAGGAAAACAAGGCCACAAUAUAGGCAUAUUAAACUCCCUGAAAAACUUACUCAAUUGUGAUGGAGAGGCAUUGUCGAUAAUUAUACAUGGUUGGGUAAAGAAAGAGGCUUUUUUUAAAUGAUAUAAUAUAUUUUGUCCUUAAACCCCACGGUAUAUGGCUUAGAUCGAGCAUUUUACAUGUUAUGGAAAGUGAUCUGUAAAUCAACGAUAAAGCUACUAGAUCUUGUUCCAGGAGUGGAAGACACCCGUGUGUCACGACAUCUAGUCUCGGCGGAGGCAGCCAUUCUACAUAAACUGUACAAACCAAUAUCCCUUCGGGGGAAGCGCACUACUGUGUUGCCUUUUUGGCAGUCUAAAAGACAGCAAAACGAUUUGGUGUUACGGACGUCUGCAGGUGGCGUCAGCACUGUGCGUGAAGUGCAUAAUACUCUAAGCGGCCUUAUCAGAGGAACUGCGUGCGAUAAAAAAGGAUUUUGAUACGGGCCAUCUCAAGCCGUGCCUUUUAACGAGGGAAUUAUAUAAGUACUAUACAAGGCGGCGUCUAUAUUCUACAAGAAAUUCCUUGUUAUUCAGGCUGCCAUGGAAGCUUGGCCAGAGCCUACGCCUUUAAUUACCUCCGCACUUAGGGCCGACUGGACAUGGCUAGGUAGACGUUAUGGCCUUGCUACAACUUUCCUAAUCAUCUCGCUAUGGUGUCUCUUCAUACUCGCUAAGGACCGCCGUACGUAUCCACGCAAACUUCACGCGCUUUUCAUGAAUCUCUUGCUCCUCUUCGUGUCUAUUUGCCGCGCGGCCACGUUGCUCGCGGACCCCCUCGCGCGUACACACCCACCCGCCGCAUUCAUCACGUACAAGAUUUUCCAUGGUAUCGCGUCCAUCUGUGUGGUAUCUGCGUACAGUGUACUGCUGUUGAUCCUCCUGGAGACCACAAGUUUAAGGAUCGCGCCUUCAAGAAUCCAGAAGCUCCACGUCUUGCUUGCGGCGACCGCUGCAAACAUUCUCUACCUCGUCGUCGCUUACCUCGUGGUCCUUGAUCGCCCAAACCUUAAACUGCUGGUGCUAAUAUGCCAUGUCGUGAUGGGGGUAUGGGGUAUCGUCGUCUGCGUGGGGUAUAUCGUCACCGGCGGACGGCUCUACCGAAAUCUGUACCCAUCGCGCGAACUCACCUCUAGUGAUAGCUUUUUUCUUCGUGAGGCCCGUGGCAUGAAAAAGUUCGGGGUCAUGUUGGGGUUAGCCUCGCUAGACGGUGCAGCUUUGUUUACUGUGAGGAUCUAUUAUGCUACAAGUGGUUACGGUGUAUUGAACGGGUCUGGGGCGGUAGAGUUUUUGCCCUGGUAUUCUUUCGAUGUCAGCAUCACGCUUAUGGAGAUUUUGCUUUGUGUCCUGAUUUUCACGAUUGCGCUCAAGGCGGGCACGAGACGUCAAAGCGCGCGGGUUUCAAACGUGCAGAACAGGACGGCGACCACAGAGCAGUUGAAGAUGAGAACACGUGCUGUGACAAGCUCAGCUGUGGAGGCUGCCGAGGUCGUGGCUAACCCUGUCGCGACACGCCUGGACCAUGUGGUCUAGCCACACCCCUAGUAAAUGGGUUAACACCAGGACCAUGAAGUAUAGCCACACCCCUAGUAAAUGGGUUAACACCAGGUUAACACAGUUAACGCCAGGACCAUGUAGUAUAGCCACACCCCUAGUAAAUGGGUUAACACAGUUAACACAGUUAACGCCAGGACCAUGUGGUCUACCCACACCCCUAGUAAAUGGGUUAACACCAAGUUAACACAGUUAACGCCAGGAGCAUGUGGUAUAGCCACGCCCCUAGUAAAUGGGUUAACACCAGGUUAACACAGUUAACGUCAAGACCACGUGGUAUAGACACACCCCUAGUAAAUGGGUUAACACCAGGUUAACACAGUUAACGCCAAGACCAUGUGGUAUAGCACACCACUAGAAGGAUCGGAAAACGUGUGUGCGACUAUUGGAACCAUUUCCCUAAGGACAACUACGUGAUAUUACUACAACACUCAUAAGGGCACAUAGGAUGAGAAUAGCUAGCUCAGAAAGGGAGUUACUCGAUGUUUGCAAGCUCGAUAGUACUCUUAAGCAACCCUAGGGAUAUUAACGGAAAAUAGGAUAGAGAAUAGUUAUCACUUUCCCUGUGAUACGUUCGUGAAGUGCUGUAAAUGGUGUGAGACGUUCGUGAAGUGCUGUAAAUGUGAGACGUUCGUGAAGUGCUGUAAAUGUUGUGAGACGUUCGUGAAAUGCUAUAAAUGUUGUGAGACGUUCGUGAAAUGCUAUAAAUGGUGUGAGACGUUCGUGAAGUGUUGUAAAUGUUGUGAGACGUUCGUGAAAUGCUAUAAAUGGUGUGAGACGUUCGUGAAGUGCUGUAAAUGGUGUGAGACGUUCGUGAAGUGCCGUAAAUUGUGUGAGACGUUCAUGAAGUGUUGUAAAUGUUGUGAGACGUUCGUGAAAUGCUAUAAAUGGUGUGAGACGUUCGUAAAAUGCUGUAAAAUGUUUGUGACGUGCUUUAAAUUUAUAAGAAUUAGAUUUGGCGAAAGAGAGAGAAGACGAUAUUUUGUGGCUUGGUCCUUACUUUCUGAAGAAUCACUUACGAAUGCGCAGUAUUAUUUUACUAUGUAUAUUUUUACUCUGUAUGAAUUCAAAACGAUUUAUAUCCAUUAAAUAGAAAGGGCCCUUUC